UGUGUAUAAAUAAAGAGUAGUUGACAGGUAAACCAGAUUCAACCCAUAUCUACUUGUUCCUGCGUUUCAUUUCAAGUUGAAGAAAGAUGGGGAAAGCCCAAGCCUUCAAACAACAAUUCACUCUCGGUUUCUUCCUUUCUCUAAUAACUAUUUCCCCAGUUUUAGUGAGUCAUUUUUAUUGUUAAUUUUCCCCCUAAUCACCUAAUCAAUUGCAGAUGAACGGCUCCAAGAAUCGCAAGAUAUGAUCGCCAAAUAUCCUGAUCGUUUGCCUGUGGUAGUUGAGAGAUAUUCAAAAACUGAUCUCCCUGAAAUGGAGAAGAAGAAAUACCUGGUACCCCGAGACAUGCCUGUCGGACAGUUUAUCCAUAUUUUGAGUGCCCGACUCCAUCUGGCCCCUGGGAAGGCUCUGUUUGUAUUUGUGGAGAACACCCUGCCUCAAACAUCUGCAUUAAUGGAGUCUGUUUAUGAAUCGUUUAAGGAUGAAGAUGGGUUCUUGUACAUGUGCUACAGCAGCGAGAAAACCUUUGGCGCCUUAACUCCUCUGUAUUUUACAUAACAUUUUUCAUACUCCUCUGUAUGAAAGAAAACCGCGUUUACUUUCAUCUGUACAUUUUCUUAAGUUGUGUGUGCAUAUUUUUAAUAUAAUAAUAUUCCACUCAUCUCAUAUUCAGUUGCCCCAUAUAUCCAUACCGUCCAAAAAUGUCUGUGCUAUGCCAAAUUUGUCCAUGUUUUGUUGCUCAAAAUUAUUUGAGAUGGGUAUGAACUUUAUUAUGGGUAAAUGCUG
Messenger RNA from Cuscuta epithymum, 784 nucleotides. NCBI's taxonomy places the organism in Eukaryota, Viridiplantae, Streptophyta, Magnoliopsida, Solanales, Convolvulaceae. The record is from the annotation of a GenBank genome assembly.